AUGUCUUCAAGGGCUUCGCUUGGACGGCCGGGUGUACCCGGACCGCCAGGUCGCCCCAGAUCCAUCCUACUACUUGCAAGUCUCUGCAGUUGCCUUUUUCAAGAAUUGAUCGUUUCCCCAGUCUCAGCUUUUCGACGGUCCGAAGGUAAUUUGGUUCGCGGAACUGCUGUCGAAAAGUCCACUCAAAACACAGCACUCCGGUGGCAGCCGUCAGGGAUCGAUGGUAGAAAUCAUUUCCAUUUCGAACCUGUCAGUUUCUUGGGCCUCCUCGGGGACAACCGUGAGGACGAAGAUGGUUCCGCAUCCAAAACAGAAGACUCUGCUACGCAAGCUGGGAGUUCUACGGUAGCAGCUGAAGAACAGAAGGCAGCUGAAGCGGAAUCACAACAGUCGGAGUCGCAAGGGACUGCAGAGAAAGGGCACGAUUCACAGGAUGCGCCGCAUGCGGAGCCAGCGAAAUCUGAGGAACAACCCACCAAGGAAGCUCAUGGAGCUAAUGGGAAGGGGGUAGCUGCUUCUGGACAGGAUGAUACUGUGACAGGAGAGGGUAAGAAGCCGGAAGAGUUAACUGAACAAGAUUUUAAACAAAUGAGCACGAGUCAAGGUCUCUCUAUCUUGCUGGGCCAAGGAAAGGGGAUGAUGCAAGAAGCUGAGCACACACUGGAUGGUGUCAAUGCCGUCGUUAGCAUUACUGAUCUUAUGGGGAAAGUACGCGACGACAUCAGGAAAGAUGUUGAAGCCCUGAACCGCACGGUUACUGAAGAGUACCAAAAUAUCGAACAGCUCAGGCAAUUACAAGAUGCUCAAACGGCUGUCCUUCGCUCUCAGCUGAACUACCUCAUUCCCCUGAAUCGUCCUGAAGCCCCAGCUCAACCCGAGGUUGCAGCAACAGCAGAACAAUCUGGGUCGUCUUCGUCAAUCAGUUUCUACGGAGUUUUUGGUGCAGUGUGCGUUGCUGUGGUUACUAUUUUCUUGUCGGAAGCUCAUAUCUCCUCGGGGAACUAA
Neospora caninum is the source of this 1005-nucleotide messenger RNA. RefSeq lists its product as hypothetical. NCBI's taxonomy places the organism in Eukaryota, Apicomplexa, Conoidasida, Eucoccidiorida, Sarcocystidae. Bases 1 to 1005 code for a protein of 334 amino acids. The transcript has a single exon. The record is from RefSeq and is a predicted model, not a curated record.